AUGGUCACUGUAAAUGGAAGGCCCCUAAGUAUAGUAAAUGAUAGUGGUUUUAAAAAAAUUAUUAACCCAAUACUUGAAAGUUUUGGCAAUACAUUUUCAAUCAAUCAAAGAAAUGUAAGGAAAAAUGUUAUUGAAACGGCCAACUUGGUCAUCAGUGAUUUGAAAAAUCUGGUGAAAAAUCGUAUUCUUAGUUUAAAAAUUGACGGUGCCACACGUUUGGAUAAAUCAAUUCUAGGGAUUAAUGUACAAUUUAUUUCGGAUGAAAGUACACAUGUUGUUAAAACAUUAGCAAUGAUUGAACUUACAGAAUCGCAUACAGCAAACUAUCUAAAAAAAAAGGUACUUGAAGUUCUAAACAAGUAUGAUAUUAAACAACAACAAAUAUUGACAAUAACUACCGAUAGUGCAUGUAAUAUGGUAAAAAUGGUAGAAUGUAUGAGCAAUAUUGAAAGAGAUGAAUUUUUGAUUGAAAAUAAUAAUAUGGAAUCCAUUUCUAAUGAUACCACUGAACAUAUUGAUGAUGAAAAUGUAGAGACAGUACCUAUGGACAAUUUUCCAGAAGGAAGGCUUUGUCCAGAAGAAAUAAACGGUCUUUUGGGGGAAUUAGAUACGGAGACAACAAUUGAUCAUCUUCAAUUAGAAAAUAUUGAAAUGGAAUUUUUAACUGAUAUACAUAUUGUUGUUAAUGAACCCAAACCAGUUACCGUAUCAAUACGUUGUAGUGCACACACACUACAAUUAUGCAUUGAAGAUGCAUUAAAAACUAGGAAUUCAAGUUUGAUUAUUUCCAAAGCUCGUUCGGCAGUUAAAAAACUCAGAAUUCCUACAGUAGCUGGAAUAUUAAAAAAAAUGAAACAAAAAGGAGCUAUUAUUGAUGUAGAAACACGCUGGUGUAGUAAAUUUGACAUGUUGAAACGCCUUUUAGAUUUAAAAUCCACAUGUGUUGAUUUAUGUGAUACCUUUAAGGAACUAAAGCUUACUGAAAAUGAGUGGUCAUCAAUUGAAAAAAUGCUUCAAGCAUUAUCACCUGCCAAAACAGCUACUAUUGAGCUACAGAAAGAAACUUUAACAUUAGGAGAUUUUUUUGGUGUAUGGUUAAAGUGUUAUACUUGUACCAAAUUAGUGGAUUCAGGACUUGCUAAUGACAUUAUUAUAGCAAUGGAUACCAGGGGAUCGGUUUUGAAAAAUAAUUCUGUGUUUUUAGCAGCAAUUUAUUUGGAUCCAAGAUUCCAAUGGUAUCUUUCUCAAACUGACAAAUAUGCAGCUAAAUUAUUAUUGAAAGAUAUUUGGACAAUAAUUAUGUGGUUAGAAACAGGAAUCGAAACCGAAAGUAAUAUUUCAGUUCCUCCAAUUGAAAGUUUUGUUGAUGAUUCCUUGAAUGAUGAUUUGGAACAGUAUAUUAGAUCACAGAGUUCAGCUUCAGACUCAUUAGAUUUAAGUUUUUCAUUUCAAAAUUCAAAUUCGAUGUCUGAUAUAAGACGUAUAAUAGAUGAUUUUGACAAUGUUCCUAGACUUCAUCACUCAACAAAUAUUUUAGAGUAUUGGAGGAAUUGUAUAAACAGUAAACCAGAAUUGCAUAAACUGGCAAUGGUGUUAUUGGCAGUACCUGCGACACAAGUAUCCGUUGAACGUGCAUUUUCAGGUUUAAAAUUUAUUUUAUCUGAUUUAAGAAGUUCAUUAAAAACAGACAUGUUAGAAAAUAUUCUGAUGAUAAGGAACAAUCAUACAUUUAAAUAA
Molecule: messenger RNA, 1737 nt
Organism: Macrosiphum euphorbiae (potato aphid)
Lineage: Eukaryota; Metazoa; Arthropoda; Insecta; Hemiptera; Aphididae
Source: the annotation of a GenBank genome assembly